Messenger RNA from Daktulosphaira vitifoliae (grape phylloxera), 1794 nucleotides. RefSeq names its product sulfide:quinone oxidoreductase, mitochondrial (gene Sqor). The transcript has a single exon. The record is from RefSeq and is a predicted model, not a curated record. Gene Ontology annotation, cellular component: mitochondrion. NCBI's taxonomy places the organism in Eukaryota, Metazoa, Arthropoda, Insecta, Hemiptera, Phylloxeridae. The coding region runs from base 165 to 1439 and encodes 424 amino acids. Gene Ontology annotation, molecular function: FAD binding; sulfide:quinone oxidoreductase activity.
UUUACAACAUAAGGAUAUAAAAGAUUCGCAAUUUAAAUUUUGAAGGACAAAACACUUAAAAGUUACAUAGUGUAUGAUGUAAUAAUUAAUAAAAUUAUUUAAUAUGUUAUUAAUUUAACUCUAAAAAUUUAAAAAUUAAUUUUUACGUGAAAAUUGAUUUUAAAAUGUUUUCAAAUAUCUUUACAAUUAGACAUUUUCAACAGAGCUGUAAAGUUUUGAUAGUUGGAGGUGGAUCAGGAGGAUGUACAAUGGCAGCAAAAUUAGCUAAAUAUGGUCAUAAUGUAAUAGUUUUAGAACCAAAUGAUAUGCAUUAUUACCAACCAUUAUUUACAUUGAUUGGUGGAGGUAUGAAAACACUUGCACAAGCUUGUCGACCAACAAAAGCUGUACUUCCAAAAAGAACUAUAUGGAUACAAGACAAAGUAUUAAACUUUCAUCCAGAAUGUAAUAAAGUAACAACAUUUAGAGGUGACACAAUUAACUAUGAUUUUAUGUUAGUAGCAAUUGGUCUACAAUUAAAGUAUGACAAAAUAUUAGGUUUAAAAGAGGGACUUAAAGAUAAAAAUAGUGGUAUAUGUACUAAUUAUUCAUCUGAAUAUGUUGAAAAAACAUAUAAAGUUAUACAAAAUUUCAAUGAAGGGAAUGCAAUAUUUACAUUUCCUAAUACCCCUGUGAAAUGUCCAGGAGCUCCUCAAAAAAUUGUUUAUAUAUUUGAAGAUUUUCUACAAAAAAAAGGUAUUAGAGAUAAAGCAAAUGUAAUAUAUAAAACAUCAACACCAGCGAUUUUUGGUGUUAAAAAAUAUGCUAAUCGGCUAGAAUAUAUUUGUGAAACAAGAAAUAUAAUUGUUGAUUUACGACAAAAUUUAAUUAAAAUUGAUUCAAAAAAGAAAGAGGCUACAUUUGAAUUGCUAGAUCAGCAGAAUAAAACAAUUACAACAGAAUAUUCUUUACUACAUGUUACGCCUCCUAUGGCUCCUCCGGAUGUAUUGAUAAAAUCAAUACUUGGUAAUGAAAAUGGAUACUUAGAUGUUGAUCCAUAUACAUUGCGCCAUAAAGUCUACAAUAAUAUAUUUGGUAUAGGGGACUGUACAAGUUGUCCAACUUCUAAAACACUGGCAGCUGUAGCUGCACAAAGUAAAAUUGUUUUAAAGAAUAUGAUUAAUACUAUGAAUGGUAAAGAGUUAAUUGAUAAAUAUGAUGGUUACACAUCAUGUCCUUUGAUAACUGGAUACAACAAAUGUAUUUUAGCAGAAUUUAAUUACAAGCUUGAACCAUUAGAAACAUUUCCUAUUGAUCAAGGGAAUGAGUUAAGAAGUAUGUUUAAAAUGAAAAAUAAUAUAUUACCAUUUGUUUACUGGAAUUUAAUGGUUAACGGUUAUUGGAAUGGUCCUAAAUCAAUAAGAAAAAUAUUACACUUAGGAUUAGAAAAAAAGAUUUAAUAUUUUUAUCAUAUAAAAUAUGUAACUAUGAACUACACCAUUUGCCCAAACUCUCAACCCUUCAAAUAAUUUACAAUAUCAAAUUUAUAGAACUUAUGAACAAUUACCAAUACUGGAACGGACUAUACAUGGGUACAUCUAAGAUGGAAGAAGGAGUAGGAUUGUCUAUAGUACUUGAAAACUCCUAUAAGUUACCAAAACAUAGAAUAAUAAAACAGCAUAGAUAAUCCAUUUAACUUAAACUUUCUGGCUAAUUUAAUACAAAACACAGUGCACUCGAUAUACCAUAAAGGUAUAUCUGUAAAAAUGAUAUGGGUCUCAGGACACUCAUUAAUCCAAGGAAAUAAAAAGGCAA